Seriola aureovittata is the source of this 3492-nucleotide messenger RNA. RefSeq names its product THAP domain containing 12b (gene thap12b). Lineage: Eukaryota; Metazoa; Chordata; Actinopteri; Carangiformes; Carangidae. The transcript is spliced from 5 exons. The record is from RefSeq and is a predicted model, not a curated record. Bases 235 to 2499 code for a protein of 754 amino acids.
UAUAACGAUCUAUACCAACUUCAACCGUUGUGUAUGUGUCGCGAAUCAGUCAGCACUGUGUUGAAAUUGUUUAUGGAAACGCCUGUCAGACACCACUUGAGUAUAGUAAGUAACUUCGUUGUCUAUCAGUGUAUGAAACAACCUGCGUCCACACGAGUCCCUAAACCAAGGCGCCAAAGCCAGCAGAUGACAAUACCCAGCUAAGUUGGCUAAGCUAACCACCUAGCCCGAAGCAUGCCGAAUUUUUGCGCGGCCCCAAACUGUACACGGAAGAGUACACAGUCGGAUUUAGCAUUUUUUAGGUUUCCACGGGACCCAGAGAGAUGCCGAAUCUGGGUAGAAAACUGCCGCAGAGCCGAUCUAGAGGCGAAAACAUCAGACCAGUUGAACAAGCACUACAGAUUAUGUGCCAAACAUUUUGACCCAGCUAUGGUGUGCAAAACUAGCCCCUACAGGACUGUAUUGAAGGAUACGGCCAUUCCAACUAUAUUUGAUCUGACAAGCCAUCUAAGAAAUCCUCAUACCAGACACCGCAAGCGGAUUAAAGAACUUACUGAAGAAGAUAUAAGAAAGAUUAAAGAAAGGAGAUUGGCAUCCUCCAUCGAACAGCUUGUUUCCAAAAAAGAUGCAGCAGUUGAGGAUGGAACAAGCACCAACGAGGAUGAACCUCAGCUGUCCACAGAGGAGAAAGAGUUUCGUGAAUACCUGAGAUCCUUGUUUGAGGUUGUGGUCCUGUUAGGAAAACAGAGUAUCCCAUUAAUGGCUGAAAAAGCAUCUGAAGCUGAACAUAAGUCCAACAACUUCCAGGCCCUUCUAGAUUACCGCAUGAAUGCUGGAGACGAAGCUUUGAAGAAGCGGUUUGAGGCGACAGCUGUGAACACAGAAUACCUCUCUGCAACCCAGCAGAGCCAGCUCCUGGACAUCUGUGAGAACACAGUGAGAGAGGAGAUGCUAAUGGAGGUGAGAGAGAGUCGCUUCUUCUCCCUCGUGACAGGUGACCUUGUUGAAUUUUCCAACGAGAAACACCUGCCUCUAUUUUUACGCUUUGUCAAUCAGCAGAACGUCCUUCGAGAGGAGUUUUUGGACUUUGUUCUGUUUGAUGGUGAUGAGUCUGCGCUGGUAGAGAGGCUGGAGGCCCAGCUGACUGACCGUUGGGGGCUUAGCAUGGAGGACUGCCGUGGUCAGGCCCAUAAGGCCACUGGGACUUCCACCACCAAAAUGAAAGCUGUGGCAGUAUUACUAAUGGAGAAGUAUCCCCUGGCAUUGCACAUGCCUUGCUCCCAUAUGGCACUUAACAUCCACCUGGCCAGCAGUCUGCCUUUUCCCAAUGUCCAGGUUGUCAUGGAGACUCUGAGGAGGAUUGGUGCUUUCUUUAGAACCCCGCUCACUCAGGAUGAGCUUGAGAAAGCUAUCUCCUCUCACUACCAGAAAAACGAAGAGAAAGGAACAGCACUAAAACAAUCUUCUGGCUCAGGAUGGACAGAGCAUCACAAUGUGUUUGAUGUGCUCCUAGAUUUGUUGCCACCUCUGCUGCUCUGCAUGGACAGCAUUUUAGACAAUGAUGAUGGAAAGUUUGCUGAUGCUGUCACAGCAGAUGCAUAUUCAAUCACAGAAACUCUGGCUGAAUUUGAGAUCAUUGUCACCAUCGUCAUCUUAAAGAAUGUUCUCACAUUCACCAGAGCCUUUGGGAGGAAUCUCCAAGGGGAAACACUUGAUGUGUUUUUUGCUGCCAACAGUCUAACUGCUGUGCUGCAUUCACUAAAUGAGGUCAAUGAUAACAUUGAUGUCUACCAUGAAUUCUGGUAUGAGGAAGCUGUUAGUGUGGCCAGUGUAAUGCAGAUUCCCGAGAAGGUCCCGAGGCUGUUCCUGCGGAAGCAGCGUGCAGCUGAUGUGGGUGAAAUCCAAGCAGAGUCAUAUUUUAAGGAGUAUGUGACUGUCCCUGUUAUCCGUGGCAUCAUGCAGGAGGUGGAGGACAUGUUCUCUGAGAACAACCUCAAAGCUCUCAAGUGUCUGUCACUGGUCCCAGCUGUCAUGGGCCAAAUGAAGUUCAACACCACCGAAGAGAACUAUGCAGAUGUUUACCGCAACGACCUCCCUAACCCAGACACGCUUCCCGCAGAGCUUCACUGCUGGAGAAUCAAGUGGAAGCACAGGGGCAAAGAGGUGCGCCUGCCCACCACCAUCCACGAAACCUUGCAGCUUCCAGAUGUCAAGUUCUUUCCCAACGUGAACUCCUUCCUCAAGGUGCUUUCCACCUUACCUGUGCUGAAACUGGAAGACAACAAAAGUCACACGGCAAGUGAGCGGCUGCGCGCUCAUCUUGCUAGCAUGCCCACUAAGCAGUGGAACAAAAGUCUCGCAAUGCUCAACGUUAACACUCAUGUCAAACAUGACUUGGAUGUCAUGGUAGACAAAUAUUGCAGACUCUAUCCAGAGGAUGACCCUGAAGCUGAGGCCGCGGCUGAGGAAGCGGCUGACGAAGAUGGUGUGAUGAAAUGAUAUGACAGACACUGAGCUGAAAUAGCUGCUCUGGGACACAAAUGAACAAAAUAGAUGCUGUCAGCCAUAAGCACACACUCCUUUGGUUGCUCAUGUAUGUUUUGAACAUUUACAGUUGGAUAUUUGUAUUAAUAAUUUAAAUGCAGAUGUAAAGAGGUAGUGGAUGCCAUUCGUAUUCAGUCUCUGAGGUUUCCAAGACAAACAAAAUUACCCUUGUUCUUGUAUGUGGUAAAAACAUUGGUGUUUGCAAUGCAUCACAGCUCAGUCUUGCAUUGUAAAUAAUCAAACAUCUGGAAAUAUAAGUUACUGCCAAAGGCAUGGUCUGUAAAUAUUCAAAGUUCUGAGUGUUCGUCAGGCUGUUUCAUUAUUAGACUUGCAUCUGUAAUGAUGCUGUGAUCUUAAGGAAAAAUAUUUUGUAGUCUAUUUUUUUUCUUCAUUGAUUUUAUUUGUUAAAUUGUGUUGGCUCUUUGUUACUGUGUGCUUUUAAUUCAAACCACAAGAUGAACUCAUGUGGCCCUGUUGAUCUACUGUAGUUAUUCCAUUCCACUGACUGUGAAGCAGAAGCAUCACAAGAGGGAGCAGUUACACCAAUAUCAGACCCUGAAUUAAUGCCAUUGGGGAAAUAUUUUUGUUUUAUAAAUGAAAAGCUUAUAUUGCUAGGGUGAUAUAUUUUGGAUAGUUAUGAAGGCCAGUAUGUUGAGAGUUCACCUCUGUAGAGGGUACAUUCUAAUUCAAACAGGUACAAGAGGAAAAUACCAUUUGGAUAUGUAAUGAAGUUGCGUGUUUGCCUCAUCAUGCACUGUUCUGCAGAAAAAAAAAUGCAGGAAAUUUGACACAAGUCUGGAUGUAGCAGUAAUUGAAUUGUAUAUUAUUGUUAUCACGUGGUUUGCUUUUAUUGCCUCCCACAAUAUUCAAUAACUUGUCAAAUUCCACAUAAACUUUCCGUCUGGUUUCAGCUUGGUUUAAUAAAAUCCUUUUAUAGAACACAAAAUG